This is a messenger RNA of Dendrobium catenatum, 657 nucleotides long. RefSeq lists its product as uncharacterized. The record is from RefSeq and is a predicted model, not a curated record. The transcript is spliced from 3 exons. Lineage: Eukaryota; Viridiplantae; Streptophyta; Magnoliopsida; Asparagales; Orchidaceae. The coding region runs from base 124 to 657 and encodes 177 amino acids.
GAAAAAAAAAAAGAAGAGUUUUUCUUCUUCCUACGUUUCACACUCUCAGCUCGCAUAAAGAAUUCCAACAUCCUUCCAUUCACCCGCAUCUCUCUUUCUAUCUGUGCAAGGAGAUAGCAGAGGAUGGAGGGCGUUGGGGCCCGUUUGGGCCGUUCAUCAGCCCGGUACGCCCCAACUACGGUGUUCAGCGGCCCCGUGCGGAGGUGGAAGAAGAAAUGGGUUCCGCUCUCAAACCCUAACAACUCAAAUUCCAACAACAACAAUCACUCUCAUCUCCUCCUUUUCAAAUGGACUCCGAUCGCUUCUAGUAAGGAUGCCGCUUCCGCCGAUGCGACGCCACCAUCCGCGUCCGAGGAGGCUCCUCGGAGGAAGUUCCGUUACAUACCGGUAUCUAUCCUUGAACAAAAACAAGAGGUUAAUGUAAAAUCGGAUGAUGAGAGCAAACCUGACGAUGUUGGUACAUCGUUGCAACCAGCUCAGGGUAAUGGUUCUGAUGGAAACACUGAAGGGAGUGAUGUCUUGAUGGAGGAAGCUCAGGUGUCAAUUCGUAAACAUGUUUUAUAUAGCCUGGUUACAACCCACCUUACGAAGUGCAUUAAGGACAUAGUUGAUGUUCAUAUGGUCGAGAAGUAUAAUCUGUUUAAUAAAACUCAUUAA